AUGUUCGUGAUGAACCUCGUGUUGAUGCUGCCGCCGACGGUGGCGACCACCAGCCUGCAGAGCUACUGCCUGCACCCGAUAAUGGUGAGCCUCCUGCUGCCGCUGAUGCUGACGUUGGCGACCGUCUGCAAGAAGAACUUCUGCACGUACCCGCUCGUGGUGAGCCUGGCGCUGCCGCUGCCGCCGACGGUGGCGACCAUCUGCCUCAAGAGCUUCUGCCUGAACUCGUUCGUGAUGAGCUUCUUGCUGCCGCCGCCGCUGGUGGCAACCAUCUGCAUCAAGAACUUCUCCCUGAACCCGCUCGCGACGCGCCUCGUGUUCACGCCGCCGCCGCUGGUCUCGACCAUCUGCGUCAAGAACCUCUGCAUGAACCUGAUCGUGAUUACCCUCGUGCUGCCGAUGCCCCUGACGGUGGCGACCAUCUGCAUGAAGAGCUUCGACCUGAACCUGCUCGUGCCGAGCCUUGUGCUGCGCCGCCGCCGGUGGCGAUCUGCUUCCUGUUGUCGCUGA
Messenger RNA from Prorocentrum cordatum, 510 nucleotides. The record is from the annotation of a GenBank genome assembly. NCBI's taxonomy places the organism in Eukaryota, Dinophyceae, Prorocentrales, Prorocentraceae.